Molecule: messenger RNA, 1791 nt
Organism: Pyricularia pennisetigena
Lineage: Eukaryota; Fungi; Ascomycota; Sordariomycetes; Magnaporthales; Pyriculariaceae
Exons: 2
Coding region: 1-1791 (596 amino acids)
Molecular function (GO): dipeptidyl-peptidase activity
Source: RefSeq, a predicted model, not a curated record
AUGCCUAAUCCCGUUCAGGUCGCCACAAAGCGCAUCGGCGAGCCCAAGGUUGGCGAAAAUGGCUACACAGGUUUCCAUCCAGGCAAAGUCGAGACCUUCAAGGCUGGCUCGAGACCUUUCGAGUCCCAAGGCGCCAAGGCUCUUGACAGCGAUAUCAUCCUCGAGCAUGACGUCGAGGUCGUUGUCCGCGAUGGGGUUCGUCUCUACGUAGACGUGUACCGCCCUGCAGGCACCACAGAAAAGGUCCCCGCUGUUCUCAGCUGGUCCUUUUACGGCAAAAAGUACUCGGCCCUCGACAUGCUGCCCAUCACGACCUGGCACUGCUGUGUUCCCAAGGACAGGCUCAGCGGACUCGAGAAAUUCGAGGGCCUGGACCCCGCCUGGUGGUGCCCCAAGGGCUACGCCAUCGUGAGCGUCGACACCCGAGGCGCUGGCCACAGUGAUGGCCAGAUCUGUGUCAUGGGCAGCCAGGAUGCCGAGGACGGCUAUGAUGUGGUCGAGGCCGUUGCCAAAAUGCCAUGGUGCAACGGCAACAUCGGCAUGGCUGGCAACUCGGCAUUGGCGAUUGCGCAGUGGUUCAUCGCGGCUCAACAGCCCCCGUCCCUCAAGGCCAUUGCGCCUUGGGAGGGAAUGGGUGACAUGUACCGUGAGCAGUUUUGCCGUGGUGGCUGGUUCUCCAUGAGCAACUUUGACCUCAUCGCAAAGGCCAUCGUACGGGGACAGCCCAACUCGGGUCUUGAAGACUUUGCGGAAAUGUACCGCCGGUCGCCGACGCAAAACAAAUACUGGAAGGACAAGCGGGUCGACAUGACAAAGAUCAAGUGUCCAGCCUACAUCCGUGGCUCAGAUGUCAGCACCAUCCACACCAUGGGCUGCAUCAGGGCCUGGAUGGAGAUUCCGGGCAACCAAAAGUGGAUUCACUGGAGCAGCAAGCAGGAGUGGUACGAGCUGUACUGCGAGGAACAUGCCCACGAGGAACUGCGGGACUUUUUCGACCGUUACCUCAGGGAGGUUGACAACAAAUGGGAAGAAAAGACGCCCAAGGUGCGAUGGUCAGCACUGCAGUUCGGAAACAGGGAAGCCAUCGACGACAUCGUGCUCCCGGAUUUUCCGGUGCCCAACACAGAGUACAGGGAGCUGUUCUUCCAGCCCGACGGCGGCCUGGCCACGGCCUCAACACCCUCGGCUGCCAGUGUCACUUACAACUCAGAGGACCGCAACAGCUUUGCAGAGUUCACCUACGUCUUUGCCGAGAAGUCUCGUCUGAUUGGCCUGCCCAAGGCCGUCGUUUACGUCUCCUGCGACGCCCGCGACGACUUUACCGUCUUUGCCAUCAUCCGCAAAAAGGACAAGGAUGGAAAGCCGCUCAUGCAUCUCAACAUGCCUUUCAAGGCCGCGCCUGUAGAGCGGAUAGAAGACAUUCCUGAAAAGGACAUGGCCAGUUUGAACCUGCACCUCGGCCCUAUGGGCAUCCUCAGGGCAUCACAGCGGGCCGUCGAUAGCUCCAAGAGCAUACAUCCGCAGUUCCCCUUCCACCCGCACGAGAAGCAGGAGAAGAUCAACCCUGGUACCGUCGUCAAGCUGGAGAUUGGCAUCUGGGCCAUGGGUACUGACUUUGACGCCGGCGAGCAGCUCAGCGUGAGGAUUGGAGGACAGUUCCCUAGCAUCGCCGAGUACUCCUCAUUUUCCGGUCCUCGCCCGGAACAUGAGCUCAACAGGGGAGAGCACCGAGUACAUUUUGGUGGCGAAUACCCAAGUUCACUCAUUAUUCCUGUUGUUCCCUUCUCAUAG